Molecule: messenger RNA, 785 nt
Organism: Panicum virgatum (switchgrass)
Lineage: Eukaryota; Viridiplantae; Streptophyta; Magnoliopsida; Poales; Poaceae
Product: 30S ribosomal protein S17-like
Exons: 2
Coding region: 204-518 (104 amino acids)
Biological process (GO): translation
Cellular component (GO): ribosome
Molecular function (GO): structural constituent of ribosome
Source: RefSeq, a predicted model, not a curated record
CUGCUGAGGGGCUCACCUGCACGGCAACAAAACCCUUGCUCCGCUGAGCUGAGGUCCCUUCUCCCGUCGCCGCCGGGCGAGCGCCGCCCAUCCCGUCCCUCGCCGCCUCCGCCUUCAGUUCACCCUCCAAGCAGGCGCCGCCGCGCGGAGGGUUCGAUCCGUCUUCAAGGGGGGAUAGUCUCUCUUCCGCCAGGAGAGCCGAGAUGAAGCCGGUGGUGGGGAUCGUGGUGUCGAAAAAGAUGCAGAAGUCGGUGGCGGCGGCGGUGGACCUCCUCUUCCACCACAAGGUGUACAAUCGCUACGUCAAGCGCACCUCCAAGUUUAUGGCGCACGACGAGGCUGACGCCUGCAACAUCGGCGACCGGGUUAGGCUGGAUCCUUCCAGGCCCUUGAGCAGACGUAAGCACUGGGUUGUUGCUGAAAUUCUUCGCAGAGCUAAGAUGUAUGUUCCACCAUCUGCAACUGCAUCCAGUGAAAAUGAUACCAAGGCUCAACAGUCUGGUGUUGCUACCAAAUGAUCCGCCUUUAGUUUCUUUGAGGCAAAGACACAGUUGCCUUUUUGUCUAAAAAAAAGACACAGUUGCCUACGUUUUCUGUGUAUGUUAACUUGUGGAAUGUGCAUGCAAUGUUUAAUCCAUAGAAGAAAUAACAUGGCAUCCAUCAUUUUUAACUGACUCGGUUUGCUCUGUAGUGCCCUUUGUUUUAUGGCAGCCAAUGAGGAUGUAAUUACCAGAAUCAGCAAGACCAAUGUAUUCAUAUCACUCGGAGUAUUCCUUCGCUUCCAA